Gryllus bimaculatus (two-spotted cricket) is the source of this 313-nucleotide messenger RNA. The record is from the annotation of a GenBank genome assembly. Lineage: Eukaryota; Metazoa; Arthropoda; Insecta; Orthoptera; Gryllidae.
UAUGAUUAGAUGAGUAGAAAGAACGGAAUUACAUCUCCGACUUAAUGGAAAAUAACUUCGGUUUGCUGAUGUUUUAAUCAUGUCAUCAAAUAGCAUAACACAUUUUAUCUCAACAGCAAAAGAUCUAAGUGACCUUCUUUACAUAGAAAAAUUCUUUGAAAAGCAUUCAUUGACCCCGCUUUCUCUUGAGAAUUGCAUUGUAAAUGAUCUUGAAAGGCUGUUCGAUUCUGUUCUUAACACACCAAUUCCUAACAAUGAUCACAUGAAAGGUCUUUUAGGCAUAAUAAAAUGUUUGCGGCAGAUUUCACUAUGC